Molecule: messenger RNA, 1149 nt
Organism: Ambispora leptoticha
Lineage: Eukaryota; Fungi; Glomeromycota; Glomeromycetes; Archaeosporales; Ambisporaceae
Source: the annotation of a GenBank genome assembly
AUGGCAUCCUCGCAAGGUAUUCAUAGAAUGAAACAGAAAACACUACAAGAAGUAUUCAAGUUUUCUCUGUACCCUAUUCAGCAAUUCGAAGGCACCUGUGCGACGUAUAAGCAGCCCGUGGAAAUCACCAGCUUUAGCUAUGAUAGCGAUAAAGUAUUACAUAUGGAUGAUAGGCAGUUGCGAUAUUAUUACCCGCCAAAUUUGGCGGAAGAAGCUGAUUUAACAAAAGGUUACGAUACGUAUAUUCCGAAAGAGAAUGCGCGUGAACCUAUUGAUGCAUUGUUAGACGCUUUGUUUCAUCACCAACAGAAAACUGGUGAGAAAGCUAUAAGUGGUGCUGAUGUGGUAUCAUGGCGAGGUAUUUUUACAAAGAUCCUAUGUACGCCUUUCACACGAAACGAGCCAUGGGAGCUCGGGGCUACAUUGUGGAAUGAACACGAUACAGACUUGUCUAUGGCACAAGCGAAUGCUAUUACUCCACGACACAAAGAAAUGAUGUACUGGGGUUAUAGAUUUGAAACAAUAUGCACCGUCCCAAAACCACCGAACGAAAUAAAAUCGUCAGAUGAUCCCGAUCUAAUUAAUCGGAAACUAGAGCUCGUUAAUCCCAAUAUUCAAUAUUGCUCUGUGGCCAAAACAACACUUGGAAGGACUCGUUUGAUAAUGGGCGCGGAAGUUGAUUGUUCAAAUGAUGUAAAGCCACCCCCUCCACAGAAUCCUGUUGGCUCGUAUGUUGAAUUAAAGACAUCAAAAGUGAUUCAAAAAGAAAAAGAUCAAUUCACCUUUGAAAGGUUUAAAUUAUUAAAAUGUUGGGCACAAUCUUUUUUAAUUGGAACUCCGAAAAUCGUAUUUGGAUUUCGAAAUGAAACGGGCAUUCUGCAAAGUAUAAGAGAGUUCAAAACAUUAGAGAUACCGCGGAUUGUUCGUGGAAAACCAGGAAUGUGGGAUCCAUCCAUAUGUCUUAAUUUCGCCAACCAGUUUCUGGAAUGGCUACGAAAAGUCGUGGUAAUUGAUGACCCACGAACUUCUUACACUAUAAUGUUUCGGAAGCCAUUUAGAGAGAUUGAGGUAGUGCAUUCAGGUGUUGGAAAUUCAGCGGUCGCUGAAAAGUAUAUAUCCAUUUUUUGGGAUACUAUGUCAAAAAGUUGA